ACGUCAAUCAGCGGCUCCCGGUGCCGGUGCCCAUGAACGGCGCCCUCUGCACCGCCUGUUUCUUCCUGGUCACCGCAGCCGGUAACAGCAAUGCCGGGGCCAGGGAGCUGCGGGGCCCGGACAUGGCUCUCUACAGGGAGCGAGUCAAAGCCAUGUUUUACCACGCCUACAACAACUAUUUGGAGAAUGCUUUCCCGUAUGAUGAACUGAGACCCUUGACCUGUGAUGGGCAGGACACAUGGGGGAGCUUUUCUCUGACCCUAAUCGAUGCACUGGAUACUCUCUUGGUGCUGGGCAACACAACCGAGUUUCAAAGGGUUGUCCAUAUGCUCGAGCAUGGAGUGGACUUCGAUAUCGAUGUCAACGCCUCUGUGUUUGAGACAAACAUUCGCGUGGUGGGGGGGCUGUUGUCGGCUCACUUGCUUUCCAAGCAAGGAGGGAUUGAGGUGGAGCCGGGCUGGCCCUGCUCGGGACCACUGCUCCGAAAGGCUGUAGAAGCUGCUCACAGACUGUUACCAGCUUUCCAGACCCCGACAGGAAUGCCGUAUGGCACGGUGAACCUCAUGAACGGGGUUAAUCCCGACGAGACGCCGGUCACCUGUACAGCCGGGAUCGGCACCUUCAUUUUGGAGUUUGCCACGCUUACCCGGCUGACCGGGGACCCUGUGUUCGAGGACGUGGCCAGGAAGGCGAUGGCAGCGCUGUGGAGCACUCGUUCGAAUAUUGGACUGGUGGGCAAUCACAUCGAUGUGGUGACGUCAAAGUGGGUGGCCCAGGAUGCCGGUGUUGGGGCAGGGGUGGAUUCCUACUUUGAGUAUCUGGUGAAGGGAGCCAUCCUUCUACAGGAUGAGGGGCUGAUGUCCAGCUUCCUCGAAUAUGAAAAAGCCAUUAAGAAUUACACAAAGUUUGACGACUGGUACGUGUGGGUUCAGAUGUACAAAGGCAGCGUGACAAUGCCGAUCUUUCAGUCUCUGGAUGCUUAUUGGCCAGGUCUCCAGAGUUUAAUCGGCAACUUGGACAACGCAAUGAAAACCUUCCACAAUUAUUACCAGGUCUGGAAGCAGUACGGAGGCCUGCCCGAGUUCUACAGCAUCCCGCAAGGCUCCAUCGUGGAUAAGCGGGAAGGUUAUCCCCUCCGACCAGAGCUGAUCGAGAGCGCCAUGUAUCUGUACCGAGCCACGGGGGACCCCACUCUGCUGGAGGUGGGCAGGGAUGUCAUCGAGGCCAUCGACAGGAUCAGCCGCGUGGAGUGCGGCUUCGCCACGAUCAAGGACUUGCAGGAACACAAACUGGACAAUCGCAUGGAAUCGUUCUUCCUGGCGGAAACCAUCAAGUACCUCUACCUGCUCUUCGAUCCCGACAACUUCCUGCACAACGACGGCGUCUCAUUCCACACGGUCACCACGCCGUACGGGGAAUGCGUGCUGGGGGCAGGGGGCUACAUCUUCAACACCGAGGGGCACCCCAUCGACCCCGCCGCGCUGCACUGCUGCGGCCGCCGCAGGGAGGAGCGUUGGGAGGUCGAGGAGCUGAUGCAGGAUUUCCACACUUCGCAGUACGCCGGGAGGCGCUGGCACACGAUGGAAACCAGCCGGGAAUACAGACGGGAAAUGCGGGCCCAACUGAACAGGACGAGGAAGGACAAGAGGGCGGGCCGCAGACUGUUUCCGAUCCUGAGCUGCCCCGCUCAGCAUUUCAGCUCCAAACUCGCUGUGAUCGGUCAAGUGUUUACCGACCACUCCUAGAGACCAAGGGCUGGGCUUGGCCACACAGUGAUCUCUGGGAGAUCUCUCUCUCUCUCCAUCGCUUGUCGAUAACGGGUUCAUUCCAUCCCCAUGGAUUUUUUAAAUGCAUUUGGUGCAAUAAAGUUUGGCUAUUUGUU
This is a messenger RNA of Callorhinchus milii (elephant shark), 1882 nucleotides long. RefSeq names its product ER degradation enhancer, mannosidase alpha-like 2 (gene edem2). Gene Ontology annotation, biological process: carbohydrate metabolic process; mannose trimming involved in glycoprotein ERAD pathway; endoplasmic reticulum mannose trimming. Gene Ontology annotation, cellular component: endoplasmic reticulum; membrane. NCBI's taxonomy places the organism in Eukaryota, Metazoa, Chordata, Chondrichthyes, Chimaeriformes, Callorhinchidae. The record is from RefSeq and is marked provisional. Gene Ontology annotation, molecular function: mannosyl-oligosaccharide 1,2-alpha-mannosidase activity; calcium ion binding.